Messenger RNA from Porites lobata, 2475 nucleotides. NCBI's taxonomy places the organism in Eukaryota, Metazoa, Cnidaria, Anthozoa, Scleractinia, Poritidae. The record is from the annotation of a GenBank genome assembly.
AUGGCCGCCACCACAACACAAGAUAUCCGCGAAGGAAAGCCGAAAACAAUCCCAAAAGGAAGACCUAAAUCCGGAAGAGUGUGGAAGAGUGAAAAGAAAAGGUACUUAUUGGGUUGAUAUGAGAGGCUCCCUUAAUGGGGAGCGACCAUAUGUGUAUUCUCUUUUAAAGCGAGAGAAUCUACGAUCCCUCGUACGCGUUUGAUUGACGGUGAGCGCUAUCAAUCAGUCAAUAAAUCAAUAAUGUUUAUUUAUUCUCGAAUUGAAAGAUAGCAAUAAGGUGCUGUGAAGAAUUCUUAUUCCAACAUCAAACUCAGUUUUAGAUGAUCUGUGUUUUUUUAAAAAUCAGUAAAAAUACAUUGUUUACUAAUUUGAGUCAGCGUGCAUGUUUAUGCAUGUGUACAUGCGUUUUUAACUAGCUGAAUGAGACAUUUAGGACCUGUUUACAUGAGGUGAGCUACAAUGGAGGACAAAAAUCCUUGGAACGGUUAUGGAAAACCUUCCUUCCACAUCCUUAAUUUAUCAAAUGUUCAGAUGUAGCAUAAUGUACACUUCUCUAACCACUUGGAUACCGCGACUGGCCCUCCCCUCCCCCCUCCAAACAAUGUUGGGAUGAAGAAACACUUUUAGGACAGGGUAAAGCGUACAGGGGUGCACAAACUACAACAUUGCUUAGGGGAGAGGGGGAAAGGGGGAAAAAUUAAGGCAGAUAGUGUUAAUUGUCCUAAGAAUUUUGUCCUCCAUUGUAGCCUUAGCCUGGCCCACUUUAUAGACCUUGUCACAGUUUUCAAUGCCGUCUUGACGAGAAGGCAAACACUUGAGAAAUUACAGUGUUUGUAUGAGAAUCUAAUGUCGAAUAAUUUCUGUGGAACAGCUGUUCUGAAAACAAUAUGAAUUGUAAACUAAAGCUUAGCUCCUAAAGAUUCUACUGAAAAAAAUUGAGGGAGUUACAUUUGCUAGAAGACCUAGAACCACUUUUAUUUUCUAUACAUUUGUCUGUAAGAAAGUCCCGGAAAAAAUUACAGACAAAUAUAUGGAAAAUCUAAAGAAAGCCUCUGGAGAAAUUUAAGCAUCUUUUGGAUCUUUUAUCACCAGGGUUGUGAGACAGUCAAACUAAGACUCUGUUUGUUACAGGAGAGGGACAAUAAUUAUAUCACAAGGCCCAAGCUGGACAAUCUCUUUGUUAAAACCUGGUUUUUAUAUGUUAGGAAAAUCUCAGGCAAUCGGGUAUUUCUCUUUUUGCUGACUAUUUCAGAUUUUUUCUAUAUAUUGGAUAAUCACAAGAAUUCUUUCCCAGAUUCUACUGAUAUUGAAUUUGGCAGGAAAUGGAAAGUGAGCAAGGGGGACUGGAGCCCAGAAAUUUAGAGGAUUGGUAAUGAGCAAAAUCCAUCGCCAAUGUCCCCGACAGUACAAAUUUUCAUUUGUCUGGAAUGAUUGCCCAUAGUCGCAGAAAUCUGGGAUGUGGAGGGAGAAUAGAAAUGCUCCUGAUUCCCCAGAUUUGUCCCUGACUAUCCCAGACUAUCGGGGAUAUUAGUCGGCAACAUCUGGGACUGUCUGGAAACAGUAAAAUGGUUGGGAUUUUCCCAACGUAUGAAAACCAGGCUUAAAGAUUAUGAAUUCAAAGUGUAAUAAUUAUGUUCCUGAACGUUUGUGGCAAAGUGGAAAAUUCUGUUUAUUACUUGAUGUUGUUGUGUUAGGAAAUCUGCAGUUAUUGGUGUUCAUCCCUUGCACACAUCUUGGGGCAGAAAACAGCAAGUUAGAAUGCAACAGAAAUUAAUGAAAGUUUAUGAAAAAGAACUUAAAGAGGAGGCAAAGAAACAAAAAGAGGUAAGACACAGUCAUUCACAAACCCACCAUGCUCUAAUUUUUUUUCUAAGUUUUCAUCUAAUAUCUUACUGCCCUGAUGGUCUAAAACUUUAGGAUCACUUUCUUCUAAGCUAUGUUUUCUGUUGCCCUUUUCCUGUUACCUUAAUGUUUUAUAGUCCCUUUUAAAUGAAUGAUUAGCCGUCUUCUACUAUGCAGAAAUUUAUCAGAUUGAUGAUUUUUUUUCCUCCUUUUUUUUCAGGAAAAACGAAGGAAAAUAGAAGAAAGGAAAAAGAGAAGAGAGGAAAAUGAAAAGAAAUCUCAAGUUGUACAAGUGGUAAGGUUCUGUAGGUGAUUUUCACUCCAAGUAUUCAGUUGACAAGAAUCAACUUCAUUACCCAUCAUGUCAGUAGCCACAUAAGGACUUGGCUUUCUUUUUCCAUUCUUCACUGUCUUUAGCUACCACUCUGCAGUACCCAAGUUGCACUUUCCUUCAUAAUGUUUUCUCAUCUUUUACUUUCCACCUGACUCUACCAUGACGAAUGAAGAAUUAUAUAAUUCUGAUAGUAGCACUAACCAAUUUAUAACUUCCUUUUUAAUUGCUUUCAGAUAAAAGACACAGCAAAGAUAAAGAGAAUGAAGAAGAAACAGCUACGAAAAAUUGAAACUCGUUGA